Pezoporus occidentalis (night parrot) is the source of this 734-nucleotide messenger RNA. RefSeq names its product signal sequence receptor subunit 4 (gene SSR4). Gene Ontology annotation, cellular component: endomembrane system; membrane; endoplasmic reticulum. The record is from RefSeq and is a predicted model, not a curated record. Lineage: Eukaryota; Metazoa; Chordata; Aves; Psittaciformes; Psittacidae. The coding region runs from base 115 to 612 and encodes 165 amino acids. The transcript has 6 exons.
CCCAUUCGCUACAGGACUCGCGGCGGCCCGCCUCCCUGCCGCUUAUUGGGAGGGAGGCGGUGGCGGGCGGCGCUGAUUGGUCCGCGGCUCGACCGUGAGGGGCGGGCGGUAGGCAUGGCGGUGCUGGCGCUGCUGCUGCUGGCGCUCGGUGCCGCGGCGGAGCCGUGCCCGGAGCCCACGAUCGUGCCCUCGUACUACACCACCUCGGACGCCGUCAUCUCCUCCGAGAGCGUCUUUGUGGUGGAGAUCUCUUUGGCCUGCAAGAACGGCGCCCAGAACGUGGCUCUCUACGCCGAUGUCAACGGGAAGCAGUUCCCCGUCACCCGCGGGCAGGAUGUGGGGCGCUACCAGGUGUCGUGGAGCCUGGAGCACCGCAGCGCCCAAUCGGGCACCUACGAGGUGAAGUUCUUCGAUGAGGAGUCCUACAGCGCCCUGCGGAAGGCUCAGCGCAACAACGAGGACGUGUCCCGGGUCCGGCCCCUCUUCACUGUCAAUGUGGACCAUAGGGGCGCAUGGAAUGGUCCCUGGGUGUCAACCGAGGUCGUGGCGGCCACCAUCGGCCUCCUGGUUUAUUACUUGGCCUUCAGCACCAAGAGCAGCAUCCAGGCAUAGCCCCUCCCUCAGUGCCCCGCCCCCCCCCGGGGGUCCCACACGUCCUGGUGAGAAUGGGGUGUCCCUAACAUUGAUCCCCCAAAUGGGGCACCCCUUCAAUAUGGGGAUGGGGCUGAACAGUG